AUAGCCCAUCCCAUUCACGGUUGCAACGUUGCUCGCCUCCCUAAGCCCUUAAAUUCAACGUUCUUUCAUUACCCUCAUUCAGCCUUUGCUCUUGUAACCCCCCAUCUGCUAGCAAAAAAAACUUGUCUGUACUACAUACUACGAACUCAAUUCGAACCCCUUUCACGAUGAUGAACGCUUUCAAGACUCUUGUUUCUCUUGCUUUCCUUGUUUCUACGCAUAUCGCGCUCGUUCAAGCCGCUAUCUAUGUGACUGACCCUGUACAAUCAACCGUUUGUUCAGGUGGCCAGGGCUGCCAGGUAGAGUGGGUCGACGAUGGUCAGAGCCCCCUCCUGGACUCCAUUGGAGAAUGUACUGUUGGCUUGUACAACGGCGAGAUGCUUCUCGCGCAGUCGCUUACAUCCGUCAACGUUGCGACCACGAAUUCCUUCUCGUUCACUCCUAACCCAUCUGCCGGCGCCAACGGCGCAUACUACCUGGUAUUCACUUCAAACGGCAUCACCUACCAGGGCUGGUCUGGUACUUUCACCCUCAACGGUAUGACGGGCACCACCGGUGGAAGUUCUGGCUCAGCUACAUCCGGAACUUCAACCACUGUAGUCACUUCAACUUCUGUAUUGAGUUCUGGUAGCCCCACCUCUACUAUCACUGACACUAGUACUACCGCUACCACACUCACUACGCCCACCUCCUCUGGCACACUCACCAGCAGCACUGCCACCGCUCCCACUUCUGUCACGACCACCCACACUACCACUACCUCAAGCGCGACGACCACCCCAUCAUCCGGUGCUGUCAUCCGUGCCGGUGCCUCAAACUCGCUGGCUGGUGGUCUUAUUCUCGCCUUAGCUGGUGCUAUUGUAUUCUAGGUUGUUGGUGGUUUAGAGUGUUGGGUCUGCGAUACCUUUAAUUUUCUCUUUGAAUACCCUCGCAGAGACAUUGCAGAGACUUUUUGAUUGCGAUACCGAGCGUUUUCCUCGUAUUAUUUUUGUUGUAGACUUACCAGUUGAUUAUGUAAUCAACUGGCUGAGAUCAUCAUUAUCGUUGUCAGAUUCAGUUGAUGCCCCCUCAGUAUCCCAUCUUCCAGCGGCCAUCACAAUGUCGAAAAGAUCAUUUGUUUCAGACUCAGACUCAGCACGAGGUUUCCAUCUUCAGGCGCGUCCGCAGGCAUCCUGAAUGUCCGCCCAACACCCACAUCUGCAAAACCACUGAAAUGAGCGCUUACGACUUCAGUAGCGCACUCAUGCGAUUAGUGGAGAUGCUGAACAUAUAACCAAAAAUGUGUGCUUACGAACGCAAACCUGAACUAAACCAAAAGCGAACUGCUCAAAAGCACUUCGAGA
Messenger RNA from Suillus paluster, 1343 nucleotides. RefSeq lists its product as uncharacterized. The record is from RefSeq and is a predicted model, not a curated record. Lineage: Eukaryota; Fungi; Basidiomycota; Agaricomycetes; Boletales; Suillaceae. Gene Ontology annotation, biological process: (1->6)-beta-D-glucan biosynthetic process; cell wall biogenesis. The coding region runs from base 168 to 869 and encodes 233 amino acids. The transcript has 8 exons.